AAUAUUUUCCUAGUUCCUUUUUCUGAGUUUUCUGUAAUGGAAUUCAGAACAACUGUGUUGUGUUUAACGUGCUGUAUACAUUAAGUUAAUUAAAGUGGAGUUAAAGAGAAAGGUUUGAGGUGGGAGAGAUGUAAGAACUGAAACAAAGGAUAAAAGGAGGUUAUGUACACCUAAUAAGGCUGGAGUGUGAGACAUGGUCUAGUUAAAAUAAGUUAGGUUUACAAGAUUUACAGGCUACCCCUCUACAUAAACACAUAGCACAUGCUGUAUAAUAUGAACUGCUUAUCACAGUAUUUGUGCAUAAAACCCAAACCAGCCUUCAAUCAUGCAAAGCUCCUCUGUCCUCAGAUGAACGCAAAUCAAGCUGGAGCUGUCAGUCUGCUGUAAUCAUGCUGUUAAAACAUUUGGGGGCCAUAUGUGGGCAUUAAGAGCUUUCCAGUUAUUGUCCAUUAGACAAAAAGGAAAAUACAAUUGUCAUGUACAGGCUGUUUGAAGUAGUCUUAAAUGUCUGAAGUGUUUCUUAGUUUAACCGGUGUAUUUUAAACUCGAGCAGCUUGCACACCACCCACACCAUCAGACUGUUACCAUCCAGUCUCUGUCAGCGUCUUAUAUCUGUGUUGUUAAUGUCCUUUUCAAUUUGUCUAAAUGUUCCAGCAUAUUUAAAUGUGUUUCCAUGAUGUGUUGUUCUGUCUCUCGUUGCCGCCAUCGCAGCGUGUGGCUCAUUGAAACUGCAUUGUCUUUCCAGGUGGCGAGCGUAACUGUGGAGUUCAUGAGCUCAUCUGCGUCAGAAAAGUCUCUCCGGAGGUGCUGGGGUUUCUGACGGCCAUCGGACUCUUCAUCAUCCUCAUGACCCUCCUGUUCUGGUACGUCAACAACAAGUUGUCACUAGAGAACCCAGGGAGCCUUCAGUGCCUUGAUGACUUCAGGAAAAAAAGUGAGAACCAAGACAAGGCCUACGCUGAUGCCGACCCGCAGGCCUCAUCGUCGGACAGCGAGGAUGAACUGAUGGGUCAGUAUCAGGAAGCGGUCAGCCGCUCCCAAGGCCUGCGGGGAGGAGCCAAGGCGGCCGCUACUACCAAACACGCAGGAGGUUUCAGCUGGGAGAGCCGUCAGAAGUACAGCCCUCUGACUGCUGAUUAUGACGGCUACAGCAGCGAAGCCUCGGCUGAGGACGCCAACUGCAUCCAGAGGAUGAGACGAACGCCGCCGCUGGACGAGCUUCAGCCGCCUCCCUAUCAGGAUGAGAACGGCUCUCCGAGGAUGUCCUGCACGCUGUCCGACCUGGGAGACGCCAAGUGUGAUCUGUCCUACACCAGCGGCAGUCCCCACCUGUCCUUUGGGAAAUGCCCCAGCGAGUGCAGCGACGGCCACGAGACCGAGAGUUACCUCAACAAGGGCUACGAGGAGGAUGUACCCAGUGACAGUACAGCUGUCCUCAGCCCAGAGGACAUGUCAGCCCGUGGAUCAGCAUCUCGGCUCCCUAAAGGUUACGAACCAGAUCCGGUCGCAAAAUAUGGCACUCUGGACGUGGUGUAUGACUACGACUCAGAGGACCAGCAGCUGGCGGUCACCAUCAUGGCAGUGUCGGAUCUUCCCGCCCUAAAACGCACUGGCAACAUCUCCUGGCAGGUCCACCUGGUGCUGCUGCCCACCAAGAAGCAGAGAGCCAAGACAGGAAUCCAGAGAGGUCCGUGCCCAAUCUUCACCGAGACCUUCCGCUUUAGCCACGUGGAGUCGGAGAUGAUCAGCAAUUACGCCAUCCGGUUCCGCCUGUACAGCAUGCGGCGGAUGAAGAAGGAGAAGGUGCUCGGGGAAAAGGUGCUCUACCUCACCAAGCUCAACCUUCAGGGCAAAAUGUCGGUGCCGGUCACAUUAGACCCGUGCUGUGCCCUUCCGGGUGGCGAAUCCCAGGUCAGCCUCUCCGACAUGACAUGCAGUGAAAGCGCCUCAUCAUUCCAGUCAGUCAGCCAGACAUCCACACCGGAGAUCCUCGUGGGCCUGGUGUACAACGCCACAACAGGACGUCUCUCUGUGGAGAUCAUCAAAGGCAUCCAUUUUAAGAACCUGGCUGCCAACAAGCCACCCAAUGGGCUGUUCUGUUGUCUAAAACACUUGAUAGGUGGACAGGUUUAUAUUAUCAGAGAUACAUAUGUUAAGCUGACCUUACUGAACUCCAUGGGCCAUGAGAUGUCCAAGUGUAAGACGUCCAUCCGUCGAGGUCAGCCCAACCCGACCUACAAAGAGACGUUUGUCUUCCAGGUAGCUCUUUUCCAGCUAUCGGACGUCACGCUCAUCCUCUCCGUCUACAACAAGCGCAGCAUGAAGCGCAAGGAGAUGAUCGGCUGGAUUUCGCUUGGCCUCAACAGCUCCGGAGAGGAGGAGCUCACCCACUGGACUCAGAUGAAAGAGUCUAAAGGACAGCAGGUUUGCCGCUGGCACAGUUUGUUGGAGUCCUAACAGUAAGAGGAAGCGAGGACAACUGCGCGGAGCAGUUGUCAUCCCAGACGGGCGAGAAAUGGGUGUAAGCUCAGCUGGGAUAAAGGGAUGUGACAGAUGUCCAGGCAACCAGGGUCAAUGGAGAUGAAGAGAAAGACACAGUCCGCACUCUUAACGUGGCACAGCAUAAAGCAUUGUCAUGGCGUUGUUUGUAAAAUCACUGACAGCCAUUGAUUAGUCAUACGGCUUGUAUCGUGAUGUAAUUGUUUUUCAUGGUUUGCCUUGUAAUGGCCUUUAAGUUUCUGUAGAUGGCACUCUUUUUUUGUCUGUUGAACUGGUUGAGCUGGGACCGUUAAAAGAAGCAGGUCCUGGAUGAAGUUGUUGAGUAAACUAUUGUCUGGUAAUUUUGUGUAUCCACACCUCCAGCUCAAACAACUGACGUCAGGAUUAUCCUUUAAUCUUAACAGAAAGGUUUACAACAUGAAUCAUUUGUUUUUCUGUCUGUAUACAAGAAGUUUAAAACAUAAAUUUAAGAGUUGACCAAGGAAAUAGCUUUCAAUUUAGAAGUCAGAACAUGGACAUGCAUGGACACUUUUCAAAUCAGUAGUAAUUAUUUUCUGUUUUGUCAUGGAUUCUGCAGCACCGUUGUUAAAGGCCUUGACAACAAAUUUUCUCAGUUUCUUACUAUGAAACUCGUACACAAAAUAUUCCACUGCAGUUAUUUCACAUGAGAGAUUUCUAUAUUAGUAUUCUUGCUCCUUGUUUUUCUCACUGGUUUGAAGUGGACAUGGCUUAAUUGGAAAAAGGUGAUUGUCAUGUAUUACCAUAAAGCAGCCAGAGUUACAGUCGUCAGGCAACAUUUGAAUGAAAAUCCUAUGACAGUUAUGAGUUUGUUUGCUUACGUUAACAGUACAAACAAACCACACCCACAGUUUUUGAUUGGCUAAGUCUAAAUAAAUAUUUACAGAAAAUUAUUUAUUUUUCCAAUCUUUAACUGGUGCUUUGUCAUUUCUUAAUCAAUAUUUAAGGUAACAGAGAUGUCUGUUGUUUAAGCCAGAGGUGUGGCUGCAUGAAGCUACCAUCACUCGUCAUGUAUCGAUCACGAUCAAAUCUGUGUUUUGGGCCAGAAACGUAGACUACUUCUUCCGUCCAGGGAAGUCAUUAGUGAGACAAGUUUCAUGAAUUGAACAUGGAUACAAUUUAGGUUAAAGUUAGGGUUGGUAAUCUUGAGAAACCAGCUAGAUUUUUAAAAAUGAUCGAACCGAAAAACCCAACCCAAUGUUCUGUGCUCUUUUCCAAUGAAAGUAGCGAGCAGCAGCACUAGCUCCAAAAGUCCCUAAAUCUAGCGAGAAAGUCGCCAAGUAGACAUCAUUGACAGCCCGUCCCUUCAGG
This is a messenger RNA of Sebastes umbrosus (honeycomb rockfish), 3828 nucleotides long. It is a transcript of the gene syt14a, whose product is annotated as synaptotagmin XIVa. The transcript is spliced from 8 exons. The coding region runs from base 847 to 2457 and encodes 536 amino acids. NCBI's taxonomy places the organism in Eukaryota, Metazoa, Chordata, Actinopteri, Perciformes, Sebastidae. The record is from RefSeq and is a predicted model, not a curated record.